This is a messenger RNA of Phalacrocorax carbo (great cormorant), 1489 nucleotides long. The record is from RefSeq and is a predicted model, not a curated record. NCBI's taxonomy places the organism in Eukaryota, Metazoa, Chordata, Aves, Suliformes, Phalacrocoracidae.
UCACAACACAGCAGCCCAACUGUACUUUGUUGGCUGGGAAGUUGGAGAAGGGGGUAGAGUACAAAUCUAGAUCUGUCCUAUAUAUUUUUUUCCCUUCAUUGAACCGUGCUUUGUAUGAUGUCUGAGAAUGUCCAUUUCUGGGACUCUUAGCAAUUAUUAUGUCGACUCUAUUAUAAGUCAUGAAAGUGAAGACUCGCCUUCAGCUAAAUUUUCAUCUGGGCAAUAUACAAGUUCCAGGCAAGCUGGGCACAAUGAGCAUCUAGAAUUCCCCUCCUGUAGUUUUCAGCCAAAACCUCCAGUUUUCAGCGCCUCCUGGACUCCUUUGAAUCCACAUUCUUCUGGUACCCUUCCUGCCGUCUACCAUCCAUAUAUUCAACAUCAAAGCGUCCCAUCUGAUAGCAGGUAUCUACGGAGCUGGCUGGAUCCAGUACCCAGAGCAGAGAACCUCCCCGGGCAGGGAUCUGUUAAGGCAGAGCCGCUGCUGGGCCGUCCCGGGGAUGUCCAUAAACAGGGAACACAGGAGUACAAUUUAGAAACUUCUGCUGCAAGGGAAGGGAUCGUUUCCAAUCAAAGGCCCAGCUUCGAGGACAAUAAAGUUUGUGAAGGAAGCGAAGACAAAGACAGGACAGAUCAAACCAACCCAGCUGCCAGCUGGCUUCACGCCCGUUCCUCCAGGAAAAAACGAUGCCCUUACACCAAAUACCAGACCCUGGAACUAGAGAAGGAGUUUUUAUUCAAUAUGUACCUGACGAGGGACCGUAGACACGAAGUGGCCAGACUCCUCAACCUGAGUGAGAGACAAGUCAAAAUCUGGUUUCAGAACCGAAGGAUGAAAAUGAAGAAAAUGAACAAGGAACAGGGCAAAGAAUGAAAAAAAAAAAAAAAAAAAGGAAGGAAAAAAAAGAAAAAACAAAAAAAAGAAAAGCAGCAUCCCCCCCCUUCUCCCCAGCUCCCUGCCUCCGCGGCCGCGCACCCCCACUGCCAACCCCCCCAAACACGAGGGGAAACCCUCCCCGUCCCCCAUCUCCACCUUUGCAUGCGAGAUGUUGCUUAUUAUUCUUUUUAUCUUCUUAGUAUUCCCACGUAGGAGGCAACUUAGCCAAAACUGCAGCUCCUUUUUGGGGACACAUGCUGGGUUUUGUUUCAGUUCUCUUGUUUUCUUUCUCUAUUUUCUCCCCCCCCUACCCCCACCCCCCCCCCUUCUCUUUUCUUCUCCCUGCAGUGUAACACAGACACAGGCUCCUGUCCGAGCAGCAGCUUUCUCUGCUCGCAUUUUCUCCACGGAAAGCAAGACGGCAAAAAAACAACCGGCCCCAAACAACCCCGGCCCAAGCCCCCACCAAACCUCGCUGUCUUUCUUUAUCCACGUAAGGACAAUGAUUCUCUAUAACAUUCACAACACCCCGGCGCACACACACACUCCCACCCUCACUCACACGUUGAGCCGGCCAAGGAACCAGACGAUUUAAUUAAACUACUGCAAGACAGA